Molecule: messenger RNA, 2634 nt
Organism: Helianthus annuus (common sunflower)
Lineage: Eukaryota; Viridiplantae; Streptophyta; Magnoliopsida; Asterales; Asteraceae
Product: putative DEAD-box ATP-dependent RNA helicase 29
Exons: 12
Coding region: 131-2488 (785 amino acids)
Cellular component (GO): nucleus
Molecular function (GO): RNA binding; RNA helicase activity; ATP binding
Source: RefSeq, a predicted model, not a curated record
CUAUACACCGACGUAUAUACAGAAGCUACCGAUGGUCUAAAUUAUUUUCUGACUCUUAAACCCUAAUUAAGCCGCUGCAACCACAGUUUUCUUUCUUCCUGGAAGAGUUGUUUCUUUCUAUAAGGAAGGAAUGGGUCGUCUUGUAAGCUCUGUAACAGAGCUAAAGAAAAAAGAGAAGAGAGACAAAAAGGCUAAAUCCGGUGGGUUCGAAUCGCUAAAUCUAACCUCAAAUGUGUUUAGAGGCGUGAAACGUAAAGGGUAUAGAGUCCCAACACCUAUACAACGCAAAACCAUGCCUUUGAUUCUUUCUGGUGCCGAUGUGGUCGCAAUGGCUCGAACAGGGUCUGGUAAAACAGCAGCUUUCUUGAUUCCCAUGCUCCAGAAGCUGCAGCAGCAUGUCUCUCAGUCUGGUGUUAGAGCCCUCAUUUUGUCUCCCACUCGUGAUCUUGCUCUUCAGACACUUAAGUUUACCCAAGAGCUCGGCAGAUUUACCGACCUUCGGGUUAGUUUAUUGGUUGGUGGCGAUAGCAUGGAAAGUCAAUUUGAAGAACUGUCACAGAGUCCCGAUAUCAUAAUCGCAACUCCGGGUAGGCUGAUGCAUCAUCUGGAAGAGGUGGACGAUAUGUCAUUACGAUCAGUUGAAUACGUGGUUUUUGAUGAAGCCGACAGUCUCUUUAGCAUGGGGUUUGCUGAGCAGUUGCACCGAAUCCUCAUGCAGCUCGGUGAUAACCGGCAGACCUUGCUGUUUAGUGCAACCUUACCUAGUGCUCUUGCUGACUUUGCCAAAGCCGGUCUCCGGGACCCUCAACUUGUGCGUCUUGAUUUGGAGACCAAAAUUAGCCCUGAUUUGAAACUUACGUUUUUCACCUUAAGGCAUGAAGAAAAAUUAGCUGCUUUGCUGUAUUUGAUUAGGGAGCAUAUCCGAUCCGAUGAGCAAUCUUUGAUAUUCGUUUCUACGAAACAUCAUGUUCAGUUUCUUGAUCAUCUGGUAAGAGAAGAGGGUAUAGAACCUUCGGUUUGCUAUGGUGAUAUGGAUCAAGAUGAUCGCAAGAUCAACGUCUCGCGGUUUCGAUCAAGGAAGACGAUGCUUUUAAUUGUGACGGAUGUUGCAGCUAGAGGGAUCGACAUUCCACUGCUUGACAACGUUAUCAAUUGGGAUUUUCCUCCUAAACCGAAACUAUUUGUUCAUCGGGUGGGUAGGGCUGCGAGAGCUGGUCGGACCGGUACUGCGUUUUCUUUCGUCACGCCUGAAGACAUGGCUUAUCUUCUAGAUCUACAUCUUUUUCUUUCUAGACCAAUCCGGCCUGCACCCACUGAAGAAGAGUUUGUGCGUGAUAUGAAGGGCGUUAUGUCAAAUAUCGAACAGGCAAUGGCGAAUGGUGAAACUGUGUAUGGCCGUUUCCCCCAAACGGCUAUUGAUCUUGUUGCAGACAGAGUUCGUGAAAUACUUGAUUCGUCCACAGAAUUGGACUGCUUGUUGAGGCCUUGUGAAAGAGCGUUCCGUUUGUACACCAAAACAAAAGAGAAGCCGUCCAGGGAGUCUGUUAAAAGAGCUAAAAAUUCGCCCCGUGAAGGGUUGCAUCCAAUGUUUAUGAAAGCACUGGGGGACAAUGAAUUAUCUGCACUAGCAUUUUCAGAGAGCUUAAAAGCAUACAGAGCGAAGCAAACCGUCUUGGAAUCUGAAGGUCAUGCUGCGAAAGCAAAGCAUCUUCAGGGACCUUCUAGUCAAUGGGUUGAUGUUAUGAAGAUGAAACGAGCUAUUCAUGAGGGGGUCAUUAAUAAAGUAAACCAGCAGCACUCUACCAAUCUUUUAGCAAAGGAAGUUGAAGCUACAGAUAAUACUUCAACAGGCACCGGAAAGAAAGUUUCCGGUAGUAAAAGGAAGGCACGGAGCUUCAAGGAUGAUGAAUUUUUUAUAAGUUCAGUGCCAACUAAUCAACAUUUUGAGGCAGGCCUCUCAGUCAGAAAUAACCAAGGUGGCUUCGCUUCCAACAGGUUGGACUCAGCUGUCCUGGAUCUAGCUGCAGAUGAUAGUGGAGGAUUACAAAAGCAGAAAUCUUCAUAUCACUGGGACAAGAGGAGUAAAAAGUACGUCAAAUUGAACAAUGGCGACCGCGUCACGGCUAGUGGAAAGAUAGUAACAGAGAGCGGUUCAAAAGCAAAGGCGAAUAAAACUGGAAUAUAUAAAAGAUGGAAAGAAAGAUCUCACAGUAAGAUAUCUUUCCAAGGAUCAAACAAUGAAGCGGCGGAAUCUACAAGUCUAAGAGCAGGAGGGCGCAGAACGCAAGGAGGGUACAGAGGUGGGAACAAGAGUCGUUUGGUUCCUAACGCUCAUGUGCGUUCAGAAGUGAAAAAUCUUGAACAAGUUCGAAAAGAAAGGCAGACAAAAGCAACUAAAGCCGCUUUUAUGAAGAAUAACCCGAAGAAGGGGAGUAAGUUUGGAAGUAAAAGGGGAAAGGGAAAGGGAAAGGGAAAGGGAAGGAAAUAAUAAAGAUGUUAAUGUGACAAUUGAGUUUCCCUCUUCUCUUUUCAUGGAGAUUUUUGUUAUUAGAUGAUUAGUAAAGUGUUGCUCUUAUCACAUUUGCCUUUUGUACUUCUGUUUCAUAAAAGUUGUGCCAUAAGAAUUAUUACACA